Symbiodinium necroappetens is the source of this 1596-nucleotide messenger RNA. Lineage: Eukaryota; Dinophyceae; Suessiales; Symbiodiniaceae. The record is from the annotation of a GenBank genome assembly.
AUGGAGUUCGAACUGCUGGAUGCUCCAGUCCAAGGCGAACUCGUCCGGAUAAUCGGUUCAGGUCUGGAGCCCUCCGACAUAGAUGAAGAGGAGAAAGUGGAGGCAUCAGAUCAGAGCCAAGUAGAGGUGAGCAUCCCGCUCUCGGACCGGUACCAGCUAGCUGCAGACUACAUUGCGGACUUUCAGGCCACCCGACAGGACAUCAUCCGAGCUGUCCCCUGCUACGAAGCCCUAAGGGGCUUCGGCAGGGCUUUUCGGUAUCAUAAAGCCACAGAUUAUCAGAGAAGCUUUCCAACAGACAAGAUUCAAGAGUUUUGGUCUCACUCUUGGCACGGAAGCGUUCCGCGGAAGAUUUCCACAGUGAUAGUGCAGAAGAAUGGCCUUGCAGCCAUCUCUGCCGGAACGUUGGCAUCACUACUUCUUGUUUGUCUUUUCGUGGGUGGCUAUCUUCCCGGUUAUGAAAGGGCACCUUUCCAGCAGACGGGGAGGGACUCCUACGUGUUCGGCAUCUGGGGAAUGGUGGGAGGAACUCUCGUUACAAUUGUGACCCUUAUCUGCUGGCAGUGUCGCACCCCGGUCUUCGUCGAUGUCAUGUGCAUCCACCAGUCGGAUCCGGGUUUAAAGGCAGAAGCUCUUCUCAGCAUGGGGGCUCUCCUGCAGAGCUCUGAAUCCUUACACGUUUGGUGGGAUGAGACCUUCGUGGAGAGGCUCUGGUGCGUGUUUGAGGUCGGAGCAUUCCUCGGAAGCUGCAAAGUCUCCGAUUCCAGAAGUGCCAAGACGCUGAUCAUUAGACCGACGAUGCUUGGAACGAGCUCGAUAGCUACAUUCUCUUCAUUGUUUGUGGCGAACCUCAGCUUUAUGGUCAUCCCCUUUGACAACCUUCUGCUUGGCUGGGUCAUCUUCUCUGUCCUCUUCCUUUCUCUUGGGCACUUUGCCGCCCGCUCCUUGCGGAGUUACUUCGCAGCCGUGGAGAGCAUGCUUGUUCAGCUCCGGAACUUUCGCAUCCGAGACGCCAAGUGCCAAUGCUGCACGGUGGGUCACCCAGAAGAUGACUCCAAUCCUUAUUGUGACCGUGAAAUUAUCAACCUUUGCAUUCGCAAGUGGUUCGGCACCGAGUCUGCUUUCGAGAAGUUGGUCGCUACCGACGUGUCCGCCGCCUUGGCGAGAGCCCUCGGUGAUUCGUCUUUCUCCUACCGGUGGCUCUUGAUGGUGUCGGCUCCAUUUUAUUGGGGGUAUAUGGACCAGGUGGCUGCUCGAUUACGUGCAGGGGACAUGAGGGACGCGGCUGUAACGGCCAUCGUCACCUUGACUUUCUCAUUCCUGGCCUUCCCUUUCAUCGGACGUCUCGGGAUUAUCCUGGCCUGCAAGGCUCGACGGCAACGGCAGCAACUUUGGGCAAACGAGCUCGUGACCUUUGCAGUGUUCGUUGCUGGCUUUCCGGUUGCGGGGGCCAUUCUUACCAUGCAGUCCCUGCUGCUGCGAGUUAUGGACCCACUUGCUGGAGCGAGCAUGUUUGCUGCCAUCAACCUGAUCUUGCUGCUGACGCUUCUGCGACAAUGCUCGCGGAUGUCACUUCUCUCGCAGGAUGCACAGUAG